CUAUCCUAUACUGGGUUGCUUUUACCAUAUGAUUUACUACUGUGCAUCAAUGGGAUCACAUCCCAUUUCAUUCGGUUCAGAGUUGUAGUUCAACUUUUACCCGUUCGCAUGAAGUUUUUAGAACAUUGUUUUGAUCUGGGUAUAUUGCCCUUUAAUCAAAUUUCUUGAGGUUACUUAUGCAUGAAGCUCAGUUCUAUUGAAUGCAUUUUGGUUGCAUAAAAUGGGAGUCCUUUUACUAAAAUACAAAUGGGUUUUUAUCAAUGCCAUUAAUUUUCUUGGUUUCCAUUUCAAGUUUCUUCCUUAAUUGGAGUUGUAUGAAUUUAGUGUUGGUUUUGACCCUAAAAGAGGUAUCAGUUAUUUUGGCUUUGGAAUAAAACUUUUUAACACUAGAAAGUCUCAUUCCUUUUCUUCUCCCCGCCCCCACCAGCUCAUUUUCUUCUCUCUUAAGGAGCCCCUUUUUCCCGAACAAGGUCUAUCAUUUGGGUUAUUUCCUAUUGCUUUCUCUAAUGUAAAGUGGCGUUUGAUAUCUAAUUCAUGAAACUUCUAGACAAAAGUUAUCAAACUAAAGUGUUUUAAAAACGUGGGACAUCUUUCUUUUUUUUUUUUUUUUUGGUUCCUUGUUUAACUCUUCAAGAUAUAUGUGGUUAAAGAAGACGUAAAAUUAGAACCAAAAAAAAGUCAUGAAAUGCAGAGUUCUAGAUGUUGAACUUUAUAUGUGCAGCUGUUCUAAAUGUGCUUUGGCGGACAAUAUUGCUGAGGCCAUUCAAACUUGUCACUGUGUUUCUUCAUGAGGCAAGCCAUGCUAUUGCCUGUAAACUGACAUGUGGCAAAGUGGAAGGAAUUCAGGUUCAUGGAGAUGAAGGUGGAACCACACAAACGCGUGGUGGCAUAUACUGGAUAAUCUUGCCAGCUGGAUACCUUGGUUCGUCCCUGUGGGGGAUGCUCUUGAUACUCGCGUCCACAAAUCUUCUUACUGCAAGAAUAGCUGCUGGAUGUUUUCUUGCUGCCCUAAUAAUUGUACUUUUUGUAGCAGAAAAUUGGACACUUCGAGGACUUUGUAUAGGAUUCAUUGUUUUCCUUGGUGUAACAUGGGUUCUGCAAGAAACAACAAAAUUUCGUAUACUUCGAUACAUCAUUCUGUUUAUCGGUAUAAUGAACAGCUUGUUUUCAGUUUAUGACAUUUAUGAUGAUCUUAUAUCCCGUAGAGUUCACUCUAGUGAUGCUGAGAAAUUUGCUGAAGUUUGUCCUUGCCCUUGUAACGGUGUUGGAUGGGGAGUCAUUUGGGGUCUAAUAUCAUUCUUGUUUCUUUGUGGCGCCAUGUACCUUGCUCUUGUGAUAUUGUCUUGAGGAUUUUGGUGCAAAAAAGUUUAAUUGCUUAGGAGAUCCAGAGAGGUUUAUCAAGGUUAGGAGCAGAAUAUCUGAGGAACUCUAUCUCAUUAUUUACUGAGUAGAUGUCAGAUCAAGCUAACUACAGUAAUUGAUUCUUUCUCCCAUAUUUGAGUCCAUAUACUUGAUUUAUGGCAAUCGAUGAAAUGAAAUCAGGUUUAGCGACUUUUAUACCUUUCAGUAUGAAUUUAUGCUGUGGCUGGAACAUUUAGAAAAUAGUUUCUAUAAAGUUAUUCAAACAGAUUUAGAUCUUGAGCUAUUUUCCAAUUAUGUCCUUCAAUGUAAAAAGACAUUGGAUAUUUUGAUCUUUAUAAGUUUAAUUAAAACUGUACAAAGAAUUAGCCCUAGUUUUGGGGUCAA
Messenger RNA from Ziziphus jujuba (common jujube), 1746 nucleotides. RefSeq lists its product as uncharacterized. The coding region runs from base 700 to 1347 and encodes 215 amino acids. Lineage: Eukaryota; Viridiplantae; Streptophyta; Magnoliopsida; Rosales; Rhamnaceae. The record is from RefSeq and is a predicted model, not a curated record. The transcript is spliced from 10 exons.